This is a messenger RNA of Xenopus tropicalis (tropical clawed frog), 3416 nucleotides long. It is a transcript of the gene l3mbtl1, whose product is annotated as L3MBTL1, histone methyl-lysine binding protein. Gene Ontology annotation, molecular function: zinc ion binding. Gene Ontology annotation, biological process: regulation of DNA-templated transcription. The record is from RefSeq and is a predicted model, not a curated record. NCBI's taxonomy places the organism in Eukaryota, Metazoa, Chordata, Amphibia, Anura, Pipidae. Bases 461 to 2734 code for a protein of 757 amino acids. The transcript has 22 exons. Gene Ontology annotation, cellular component: nucleus.
GCCCAGACUGGCAAUCUGUGGGUUCAGGCAAAUGCCAGAGGGGCUGCUGUAAGGUGCCAUAGACGGUCAGUAUUUAAUGGGCCUGUGGGAGGCUGUCUGGAUCUGCGCUCAGAGGAGAGUGGCAGUUACAUAUGUGCCGGGGCAGUAAUUUUAUAUAUGGGCAACUAGCGAUAUAUUCUAAUUUACAUACACUAUUUUGAGUGAUGGAAUAUUCUAUUUUACUCUAUAAAUAUAUAUUUUCAGUUUAAUAGCAUAAUCAUAUUUCAAUGGCUAAAAGGCAGCUUGCCCAUCCUUCUUUCUACCGCCCCCCGUUUCCCCUUUAUUCAAGCUGCUUAUGUGUCGUUCUGUGCUACGUCCCCCCACUCCUGCAAACACAUAACCGUGCAGCGCAGGCGUACAAACGCCCUGCAGAUUCCAUCAGGGAUAGAAUCCUUAUCACGCUAGGGAGUAGUGUGACACAAUGGACUUGAUAGUGACAAAGGCAAAAAGUGAACCUGAGAUUAGUGCCCCUUCGGGCAAAGUAACCAGCGAGGGCACUGGGCUGCUGGCUUCCUCUCAAACCCAAGCAGUAGUACAGCUGCCUCCAGCUUUUUCCUCAGAGAUGCAGCACCCGCAGCAGAUGGAGAAGAAAGGGGCUGAACCUGUUAAAGUAGCUGUGAAUGCACGGUUCCCCUUUAGAUGGUCUGAGCCCCAAGAAGGGAUACCAAGGUCUCCACAAGACAACCCUAUAGAGGUCCAAGAGACAGACUAUCAAACCUCCUCUCAAGAUGCUGAAGGGAGGACUGGUUCCCCUACUGAUUCGGGCCUGAGUCUCUGUGAUACCUGUGGCUGUCGACACAUGGUAGGGGGGACAUGCGAAACCUGUGGUGAUAUAUGUGGCUUCAAGGAGAGUGUUCACUGCAGGUCCCUGGUUAUGGAAACAUCUCUUGUGUUUGGAGGGGGAGGGGAGACCCCAAAGCCUGUCAAAAAACGGAGGCCCAAAGAGUAUCAGAGCCCGGCUGAGUCAGAGGCAGAGUUUACACAGAAGGAACAGAAAUCAACAGGACACAUUGAAGAGUCUCUUGCAAGAAGCUGUGUGAAGGAAGAGUGGAGUCAGAGAGACAUCCGGGUUUCUGGGGAUGAGCUGGGAGAACCUUGGUCAUGGAGUACAUACCUGGACGAACUGAAAUGCAUUGCCGCCCCACUCAAUUUGUUCCGGGAGUGGCAGUUGGGCGCCCAACACAAGAACAGCUUUAAAGUAGGGAUGAAGCUAGAGGGGAUCGACCCUCAGCACCCCUCCCUCUACUUCAUUCUGACUGUAACUGAGGUGUGUGGGUUUCGAAUACGGCUGCAUUUUGAUGGCUACUCUGACUGCCAUGAUUUCUGGGUGAAUGCUGACUCCCCAGAUAUCCAUCCUGCAGGCUGGUGUGAGAGGACAGGGCACAAGUUACAGCCACCGAAAGGGUACAAGGAUGAAGAUUUCAGCUGGACCAACUAUCUGAGGCAAACUAAGGCUCCUGUGGCCCCAAAACAUCUCUUUGUCACCCCAAAAAUCGGGGCACCGCCUUCCUUGUUUCGGGUCGGAAUGAAGCUGGAGGCCGUGGACAGAAUGAACCCAUCGCUAAUCUGUGUGGCCAGUGUCACUGAUGUCAUUGAAGAUCGAUUCCUUGUGCACUUUGACAACUGGGGGGACACAUACGACUAUUGGUGUGAUCCCAGCAGCCCAUAUGUCCAUCCCGUUGGCUGGUGUGAGCAGCAUGAGAAGAUACUAACACCCCCUCAAGAUUAUCCUGACCCUGAAGGCUUCUCGUGGGGUAAAUAUUUAUCUGAGACAAAAACAGUCGCAGUGCCAGCUCAAGCCUUUCAUCCGCGCCCUCCUCAUGGGUUCAAAGUUGAUAUGCGGCUGGAGGCAGUGGACAGGAGAAGCCCCUCGCUGAUAUGUGUGGCUUCUGUGGUGGAGGUGGAGGAAUUCCGGAUAAAGGUUCACUUUGAUGGUUGGAGUCACAUGUAUGAUUUUUGGCUGGAUGCUGACCAUCCGGAUCUCCAUCCUGCAGGCUGGAGUCAGCGAACAGGCCAUCCCCUUCAAACACCCCUCAGGUGCAGAGAUGUCUCCAACAUGUCUCCCGGGCCCUGUGUAUCCCUCAGCUGUAAGGAGAUGUCACACACAAGGAACAACAAAUACGGCUUGCAGCACAGAAAAUGCCCCACUCCAGGCUGCGAUGGUUCAGGCCAUGUGACGGGAAGGUUUACAGCUCACCACUGCCUGUCCGGCUGUCCUCUGGCUGAUCGGAAUCAGAACCCAACAAGGAGCAGGAAUCCCAUUCCGUUUCCUUCCCGUAGGAAAUCCCGACACCACGGCAGGAUUGGCCGUCCUCCCAAGUAUCGCAGGGUCCAACAGGAUAGCUAUCAAGACCCAGUGCACCAGUCUUUUUUUAUGUCUGCCCUUUCUGUGCACCCGGACCGUGCCCACUCUCACUGUUGGGAGCAGCACUGCCGCCUCCUGCCUGGUGUGGCUGGAAUCAGCGCUAGCACUGUGUCUAAAUGGAGCACCGAAGAGGUCUUUAGCUUUGUACAGACACUGACUGGUUGUGAAGACCAGGCCAGAUUAUUCAGAGAGGAGAUGAUAGAUGGGCAGGCACUACUACUUCUCACCCAGACUGAUAUUGUGAAAAUCCUGUGCAUUAAACUGGGACCUGCAGUCAAGAUCUACAACUCUAUUCUUAUGUUCAAGAACACAGAAGAGUCGGCUGAUUGAGCAGAGAACCCAAGUGGGCCUUCCCAGCCAUAAAUCUCAUGUCAUUGCCAUAGUCAUGUGAGGGUGCCGUCCUGGUAUACUAAACAGUGCCAUAUCUUCCAGAAAAACUGCAUUUGUGUUAACUAAUGCCAGUCUCUGUUGCAUCUUGAUAGUGGCAACCUCAGCACUAGGGCAGUGAUGACGCAUUUGGCAUUUGGCCCCCAUUGUAGUUCCGCAUAUGUCGGUAUGUUUCUUUCAUUAGGAGGUAUUGCAUUGCAAUCCUAUCAGUACGAAAGCUCAUUUACAGCCAUAAUAAUUCAAACAUUGCCCAUUAUACCAGGAGCUGUAGGUACUCCUUCUUGCCUGGAUGGAAGGCACUUGCUAAAUCCAACCACUAGGUGGCGCUCACAGACUGUGAGUGUCCCUCAGUAGAGGCCAGACUUUGGAAAUUGCAGUGGAACAAGUUUACUGACCUGUUUCCAAACGCAAAGAAUUCCAAUGCAUGAAUGAAUGAGUGAAUAGUCUCUGUGCCUACGAACCCAUAAUUAGCCGCUGUGCAUUUAAUGAUCAGUGACCUCCCCUCCCUAAAUGCUUCUUUCCAGCCUGUUCUGGUAGCUAUUCUGUUCCCUCCAAUGGAUUGUCAUUUUGUAUAUCUGCUGAAAUGCUUUAUAAAUAAAAGAUAUCUCUAUAUAUAUUACCUUCA